Messenger RNA from Glycine soja, 1244 nucleotides. RefSeq names its product putative SNAP25 homologous protein SNAP30. Lineage: Eukaryota; Viridiplantae; Streptophyta; Magnoliopsida; Fabales; Fabaceae. Gene Ontology annotation, molecular function: SNAP receptor activity. The record is from RefSeq and is a predicted model, not a curated record. The transcript is spliced from 6 exons. Bases 206 to 1048 code for a protein of 280 amino acids. Gene Ontology annotation, cellular component: SNARE complex; plasma membrane.
UCUGUUUUUUCGCGGUACCUUUCGUCUGUUUCUUAUUUUUCAACGAACCCUACAGAAUUCUCAGUCUCGUAUGUUCUGUUUCGACCAUCCCCUGUUCCUUUUCUGUUGCUUGUUCCUCUCUUGUACGCAAAUCCAUCACCACGUACCAUAGCAUAACCUUCUUGUCCUCACAUUUCAGCUGUUGGAUUUGUACUAGAAGGUGAAAAUGUUUGGGUUUAGAAAAGCACCAGCACCAACUGAAUCAGAUAAGAAGACAACCCUUACUGCAGAAAAAAGAACUACUUCAGAACCUGUCCUGCCAGUUGCAAAAUCUAAAGGAAACUAUUUCGACGAUGACGACGACGACUGGGGGAGGAAGCCUUCCUCCUCCACAGCAUCAAAGGACAAAGACAGGUACAAGAAUGGUUUCAGCAACUCUGGGGGGCUAGAGAACCAAAGUGUUCAGGAGUUGGAAAACUAUGCAGUGUACAAGUCUGAGGAGACAACAAACAGUGUCAACAAUUGUUUAAGGAUUGCUGAGGACAUCAGAGGGGAUGCCACAAGGACACUUGACAUGUUGCAUCAGCAGGGUGAGCAGAUAACCAGAACUCACAAUAUGGUUGUUGAUACCGAGAAGGAUUUGAGCCGGGGUGAAAAACUCCUAAACAAUCUUGGUGGCAUGUUCUCCAAACCCUGGAAGCCAAAGAAAACCAGAGAAAUCCAAGGACCUAUAAUUACACCAGAUAAGCCAUCCAAAAAGAAUGUACAUAAUAAGGAAGACAGAGAGAAGUUGGGCUUAGCUCCUUUGCCUAAGGGACGCUCAGCCCCUACCACACCUCCAAAUGAAUCAUCCAAUGCCUAUCAGAAAGUUGAACAUGAGAAAGCUAAACAAGACGAUGCACUCGAAGAUCUAAGUGGCAUCUUAGGUGAUUUGAAGGGUAUGGCAAUUGGCAUGGGAUCUGAACUUGACAAGCAAAACAAAGCUCUUGAUCAUCUUGGUGACGAUGUGGAUGAGUUGAAUUCUCGAGUCAAAGGUGCCAACCAGCGUGCACGCAAAUUAGUAGGGUGAAGUGAGUGACAGAUGAUAGACUUACAUUGUUGCUCAGUUGAAUUUUUUUCAUUUAUUGUUUGUGAUUCAUUUGUAUGUUUUAAGAUUUUCCACAUCACUGUGUUACUGAAAGCAUUUGGCAAAUGAUGGAGAUAUUGUUCCUAUUUGAAAUUGUUCUUGUAAUGUUCUUUUGAACAGCAGCAAAAAAAAAGUUGGC